AUGGAUGUGUUGCCGGCGCAGUUUCGCACUCUGCGCUAUCUCGGGCUGUGGUGCGAAGCAUCGGAGCAUCAGCACUGGCUGGUGAAGUACAUCUGGAAGCCGCUAGUCAUCAGCAUCGUGGUGCUCAUGACGCUGUCGAUGCUGGGCGCCACUCAAGUUUACCGCGACGACCUCGGCGAAUUGACCGAAUGCUUGUUCUUGAGCCUCACCUGGCUGGCCUUCUGCCUGAAGCUACUCAACUUCCUGUGGCGCGUCGACGACAUGGACGGCCUGCUGAGCGAGUUUCGCGACGACGCCUUCGCACCUCGCACCGACGACGAGCGUCGAGUGCUGGCGAGCUACCGACGGCUUCUGCGGAUCGUCGGCACGCUAUACAUGAGCAUCGCCCAGACGAGCGCGGUGGCCUUCGAGCUUCUGCCCCUAGCCUCCUUGGCUGCCGGCAGCGACGAUGUCCCCUUGCCGUACAAGACUUACGAACUUUACGAUCGCGCGGACCCCGUGAGCUACUCGCUCGCCUACGCGUCCCAAGUGCUCGCCUUCGCUGUCGGCAUAUGCGCCAACGUCAGCCUCGACAGCCUACUCAGCGGAUUCAUACUGCUGAUCUGCGCACAAAUCGACAUCAGCCGGCGGAGAUUCGCCACCUCGGCGCGCGACGGCGAUCACGCGAAGGCGACGAGGGACUGCGCCGCCCAUCAGGUCGCCAUUCGACGGAUCAUCCGAAAAGUGCAGAGUUUCUUUGUGAACGUCGUCGUGCUACAGUUGUCCUUUAGCCUGAUCACGCUAUGCACGAGUUUGUACAACGUCACCCGAAUGGAACUGGUCGAGUCGCUCGUUAUGGUCAUGUACCUCGGCUGCUUGGAGUGUCAAAUCUUCUUCUACUGCUGGUUCGGCAACGAGCUGAAACUGAAGACCGGCACGAUCUGCGACACCAUCUGCGAAUCUGACUGGGCUGCCUUUUCGCCAGCGGACAGGAAGAACCUGUACUUAAUUCUGCUCGUUUGUCGAAGGGACGUGACGAUAUCGCUGCACGGCCUUUGUCCGAUUACUCUGGACGUCUACAUCUGGGUGCUGAAAACAUCAUACGCAAUUUAUAAUUUGUUGAAAACCGUAGAGGCUAGAAAUGAAUAG
This is a messenger RNA of Phymastichus coffea, 1128 nucleotides long. Its product is annotated as odorant receptor 4-like. Gene Ontology annotation, biological process: sensory perception of smell; detection of chemical stimulus involved in sensory perception of smell. Gene Ontology annotation, molecular function: odorant binding; olfactory receptor activity. The record is from RefSeq and is a predicted model, not a curated record. NCBI's taxonomy places the organism in Eukaryota, Metazoa, Arthropoda, Insecta, Hymenoptera, Eulophidae. The coding region runs from base 1 to 1128 and encodes 375 amino acids. Gene Ontology annotation, cellular component: plasma membrane. The transcript has 4 exons.